UCUACAAUCCCGGAGCAACUAGUCUCCUUGGCCACCAUCAAAUAUCUGGGCUAUAAUGAUGAUUCGGCAGCCAAGAUUUGGCAUGAUUGGACUGCCCCAAUUCCCCAGGGUCAACCAAUCCCUGACACGGACCCGAUAUUCGAGAUGCCCUUCCUUGAUCCCAUCAUUGGCUUCUCGUACGGCCGCAAGGAACUCGACACUUGGGAUGAGGAUGACCAGAAGUGGUUCGAGUGCAUGACUCGAUGCGGCAUCAACGCAGAAACGCAAGCUGCCAUAAUGGACCCCGUGUUCAGAGAUAUUCGACUGACUCAAACGUGUCUGUUUUGGAUACGGGACACGAUCGAGACCAGGUGGGAUGCACUUCGGAUGAUUCAAAGGGCCCCAAUGCAGAGAGAGGAAGAGAUUCUCGGGGCAGCUCGAUGUUCUAACGGCUCCCCUGCUUCUCAAACCAUUCGGUCUACUCCCGGAACCUCAGAGCAGCAUACGGCGCUGUCAGAGGCUGCUCUUCAAAACGCACCGGGCUCUCUAACCCUGUAUCGGGGCAUGAGCCAGGCUCGCGCGGAAAACUUGUUCGACGAAGAUGGCACCGUCGCGAUUCAACGCCUUGUUUCGCGACCGCCAACAGACUUUUGUUCCGACGAUUCUGCAUAUUACUUCGCCGUUGACCGAGAUGUCGCGAUACGGGACGCCUGCUGGACGCGGCGUCGGGGCAAUGAUACCAGUGUCGUUAUCGUCCACGUCGAAAUCCCGACCGCAUGCGUCGAAAGACUGUCCGGCUCAGAGGUCCUACGCGUCUACUGGCCCAGUGAAGAGUGGAAAAGACUGAUAUGGAUCUGCCGGAACGAUCACACAUUUCCCUCUGCCCUCGUCAAGUACAAGCGGGCUACACUGAUCAUCGGAACUAUUGCGGGUAAGCCGAACGAAGUGUACAUGAACAUGAAUACCAGUAGCCACCAGCAGAUUACCGAAAAGCAUGUUCUUAAGAAUCAAGCGGGAGGAGAUGCCGUCCAAUACGUUUUCCGGAACCCUGAGGGAAGGCGACUGCUGGCUGAGAAUGCCGGCUUUAAGGUAUAUAACUUACCUAGCGGGGAGUAU
Trichoderma citrinoviride is the source of this 1095-nucleotide messenger RNA. RefSeq lists its product as hypothetical. The record is from RefSeq and is a predicted model, not a curated record. The annotation marks the transcript as partial. The transcript has a single exon. Lineage: Eukaryota; Fungi; Ascomycota; Sordariomycetes; Hypocreales; Hypocreaceae.